CAACACAUUUCACUAUAUAAUUUUAAUCAUUAUUAAUUGAAUAAUUUUGUUAUUUAUAAUGUUAUAAAGUCGAUGGUAAUUUUAAAAAUGAAAAUUUCAAAUUAAUAUUAUUGGAAUAGAGGUAUGAGUUGUAGGAAUUUGGUCGAUCUAAAAUUUGAGGAGGUAUAGGGAGAGGUAUCUGCUAUGGAUGAUGACCUAAUAUACAUUGUGAUUGAAAUAUUGAAUCAGUUUACUUUAUCGAAUUAUCAUAACUGGUUGUCCCCAUUUUUGCAGCUCUCUUCGUCUGUACUAUUGUAUAAAUUUAACACGUAAAAUUCCCAAAAUCAGAAAGUUGCAUGAUGUCGACCUAUGUUAUAUUCUGUAUUAAUAAAUCAGAUUAGAAUUCCUUUCGAAACUUCCUAGUUACUAAUCACAAUUCACAAGAAGUACGAUUGCGGCGCACAGUGUGACGCGGGAUGAAGAAAACAACUAGUACUUGAAAAAUUAAAUAUUGAUUAAACUGUUGUUGUAUCUAUUUCCUAGAAUUUUCCCUCGACAACUUGUAGAUUUUCAGGAAUCUCAAUCAAGCUCUUUUGCAAUCAUUAAAUUACUAUUGAGUGUGAGAUAUUAGUGCAUCGAAAUUUUCUUUAUUUCACGUCUGGUUGGAACUAAACUUGCAAUUUCCGUGUUAGGUGGCGUCUACUAUAGUUGACUUUGACCACAGUAAUUUAUAAAAGUCAACUCUUUGCCUCUUGAUAUGUGUUUUCUUCAACUUAGUGUAUACGGACGGAGUACUAUUUAUGUGUUCGUCUGAUCGUCUCUAUUUGAAAAAGUGAGAAGAAGCUCAACUCAAUGGCUACAGUUGCAAGAGUAAUAGUUCUGCUAUGGGUAGACAUAUUGGCCAUGUACGCCAUGUACAUGAUGAUGGCAUACUUAACCAACGUAUGGAAGCUCGGUUUCACACGCGCCGCCGCAAUUGUGAACGUCUUUUGGGGUGUGACGACGAUAUUACCGUUACCCCUAGCAUUCCUAGCUGAAACCAUAACAGGAAAUUACUGGAUGCUCCUCCUCUCCAGCUUCUCUUACAGCGCUGGAUUAGGGUUCUUGGCAAUGUCGACUCCACCGGUGCUGGGGCGUACAAUGGGAAGAUGCAGAGAGUACAACCCGGAAUGCAUAGGGCAGGGCCAGAGAAUCCUCUUCUACACCGCGCUGCCUUUGAUAGCAUUCGGCAUGUCGGGCCACAUGACCUGUUGGAACUCAUUCAUGGCAGAGCAAUUUAUUCGAGUAGAAGGCGAAGUUGAGGACGAGGACGAGUUCGACAAUGCUGAGAGAACCUUCUGGAAGUUCUUUUACAGCGUUUUGGCCACCAUCGUCCUCACCUUUGUCGCAGUUUUAGGCCUUCCCUAUAUAAAGCCAUGGUCUGUUAGGUUCGGGAUUCCGGCCAUAUGCACUCUCGUCGCCACUCUCCUCUUCUUUAGCGGAUCCUGUUCUUACAAGUAUUUCCCGCCGCUGGGAAGCCCUUUAACGGUGUUCUUUCGGGUUUUCGUUGCUGCUGUUUCCAAGCUGUUUUAUCGAAUCCCGAGAGAUCCUAAGGAGUUGUUCGAGGUUAAUCAUCCUCAACUCUACGUCAUUCCGCACACAAAGAGUCUCAGGUGUUUGGACAAGGCUGCAGUUGUGAUGCCUACAAAGCCUCUAGAGGAGCAAGCCGAGAAUCCAUGGCGACUCUGCACAGUGACCGAAGUGGAGGAGACAAAAACGAUCAUACGCAUGAUUCCUGUGUGGAUGACAUUCAUUUUGUGUGGCGUCGUCAACGCCAUCGGCUUCACCUACUUCGUCGAGCAACUGGACCAUCUGGACCACAAAGUCGGCCGCCUCAAGCUCCCCUCGGUAGCCCUCCUCUGGCUCUUCGACCAAACUCAGAACCAGAUCGCGAAACUAUACGGUAUGCUAGCAAAUCGCUUAGCCCAAUCGGGGUCCAUAAAGUUCGCUCCUCCACUCGGGAUCGCAGUAUCAAUGAUACUGGCGAUCCUGUGCUGCAUCACCGCGGCUAAAGUGGAGGACCGGAGGCUCAGGGUGGUGCAAAGGCAUGGACUAGUGGAAAAGCCGGACGAGACAGUGCCGAUGACCAUGUUUUGGCUGCUUCCGCAGUUUGUUCUGCUCGGGGCUUCGACUGGAAUAUUUAACUAUAGUGCGCUUUGCUUCUUUGUGGAUCAAUCCCCUGUUUCGACGCGGAGGUACUUGCCGUUUAUGAUAAGCGCUGUGUUUGGUGUUGGGAUUCUGGGAAGUGUGGUGUCGGUUUUUGUUGCGGGGAAAGUGAGUGAAAGAGGGGGGAAACGGAAUUGGUUUCAGCAUGAUUUGAAUGGGAGUAGGCUGGAUAAGUACUAUUGGAGUUUGGCUUGGUUGAUGGCCGUCAAUCUUGUGGUUUUUGUGGUCGUCGCAAUAUUUUAUCGGUAUAAGGAAUCGGAGCUGCAAGAUUUGGGAGGUGGUGAUUUUGGUGGGAUUGAUGAAGGGUAUGAUGAAAACUCUAAAUGUUGUUGUUGUUUGUGUUAGAAACUUGUUACCUGCGAUUAAACAAAAAACUUGUCUGUUUUUAUUUUUCUUACGUUCUUUCUCAACUUGUGCACUGUAAGAGAAAAAAAGUAGUUUGAAAUUGUGCGGUGGACUUUUGUGAGAAAUUAGUAAAGUAAGUGAAAAAAAGUCAUUUAUAUUGACAUAA
Molecule: messenger RNA, 2695 nt
Organism: Salvia splendens (bonfire salvia)
Lineage: Eukaryota; Viridiplantae; Streptophyta; Magnoliopsida; Lamiales; Lamiaceae
Product: protein NRT1/ PTR FAMILY 5.5
Exons: 4
Coding region: 832-2529 (565 amino acids)
Biological process (GO): transmembrane transport
Cellular component (GO): membrane
Molecular function (GO): transmembrane transporter activity
Source: RefSeq, a predicted model, not a curated record